GGAAGGAGCUUUUUUCGCAAAUAUUCGUCUUCACUGGGAUUUAUACAAUAGGUUUUGACAUUUUUUUUUCUGCCAGUUAACUGGCAACAUACUAUCUGUAAUUAACCUGCCACAUUAAGAUUUUGCUCCUUUUAUCGGCAUAUUUGGUGGCUGUACCCCAAGGCACAGAUGCGUGGAUGAAAACAACACUGUAAGCAUGAGCAUUUCGGAAAAAUUAGCAAUAAACAAAACGUUUCGUAUAGCUCUAACUCUUAUAAACAAGCUAAAUAAAAUCAGGUUCAAAAGGACAAGAACCUAAGUAAAAUGCCUAAAUCAGAAAAGAGACUGACCAAAAUGGAUGAUCACAGUUCUGAUGAUGAAGAGGAUGCUUUAGAGAUGGAGAGAAACUUUGCUUUACUCAGUAAAAGGGGUGUGAUGCAAACUUUAGCAGAGGAUGAAGAGGAAAUGAGGGAUGAAGAGGAAAUGAGAGAUGAAGAUGGAUCCGCAGAGGAGGACGAAGCACCUGAAGAGGAUGAAGACAAUGACAUGGAUGAUGAAGGUGACUCAGGGAGUGAUGAAGAUGAGUCAGUUAGUGACCAUGGAGAUGAAGGAGGCAGCAAGGCACAAUCACACAGGGGGGGCAACAUUAAAAGUGAAUUAUCAACCAUGUCAUUUGAGGAAAUCAUAAAGCUACAGAAUAAAGUUGGAACAAAAGUGUACAAUAAAAUCGCUUAUGGUGCCACGAAGCAGCAGCAAAAAAAUGAGCCCAUGAAACGACUAAAUAAACACAGACCUCAAGAGAUUUCUGCAAAGAAACCUGUGCCUUUCCUCCGAAAAGUGGUUCCCGUCAAGAAAAGGAUUUCAAGAGACCCUCGCUUUGAUGACCUCUCAGGGGAAUACAAGCCUGAAAUUUUUAAUCAGACAUACAAAUUCAUUAACGAGCUCCGAGAAAAGGAAGAACAGAUAGUGAGGAAGAAUCUAAAGAAAGCCAAAUCACAAGCUAAAAAGGAAGAGCUGAAAGCCUUGCUUAAGAGAAUGGAAAACCAACAGAGGGAACGUCAGAGGCAAGAGCAGGAGAGAGAAAAGGAACUUAAGUACAAGCGGAAACAGAGAGAGCUGGUUGGCCAAGGACACAAACCCUUCUACCUGAAGAAAUCUGACAUGAAGAAGCUGGAAUUGGCAGAGAAGUACAGUGAGCUGAAAAAGAGUGGAAAACUGGAGAACUUCUUGAGUAGGAAGAGGAAGCGCAACGCCACCAAGGAUCGCAAAAAUUUGCCCAAGAUGCGAUAAAUAUGAAUCAAUCAUGACAUGCCUGUAGCAAGUUGUGUUGAUUACUUGUCUUAGUGUGACAUGAUGCAGAAGGAUGUCAGCUGAGCAGUUAUUUUUGCUGGACUGUGAUGUUUAAAGAAAACACAAGGUUUAAAUUUCACCUACAGUUGCACAAAACUGGAUAAAGAUGUAUGUUGUUAAUAGGUUUGACACAGAUGCUUUUCUUAAAUACCCAUUGUCUUCUGUUCUUUCAUUAUAAUGUAAUGUUUCAUGUUUUGAACAUGUUCUUAAAAUAAAAUCCCUACAUUUA
Molecule: messenger RNA, 1558 nt
Organism: Ctenopharyngodon idella (grass carp)
Lineage: Eukaryota; Metazoa; Chordata; Actinopteri; Cypriniformes; Xenocyprididae
Gene: rrp36
Product: ribosomal RNA processing 36
Exons: 8
Coding region: 304-1269 (321 amino acids)
Biological process (GO): maturation of SSU-rRNA from tricistronic rRNA transcript (SSU-rRNA, 5.8S rRNA, LSU-rRNA)
Cellular component (GO): 90S preribosome; nucleolus
Source: RefSeq, a predicted model, not a curated record